AUGCCCGCUUCUCUCGAAAACUUGCCCGCGAUAACAACCACCCUGACCGUACCCCACCACGACGGUCAGGAUCUCCAGCGACCAGUCAGCGCAAGCAUGGCGAAUGCCAGAGAAUCGCCAACACCACGCGCCGAACCCCCCGACGGGCGGGAAUCUCUCGAAUUACGGGAACUGCAGACCCGAGAAGACGAAGAGCAACUGGGGUACUCCUCCCCAUCCGCCUCAUCCGGCGAGGAAUACCGAGUCACCACCCGAAGACGAUCCUCAACGUCAACGACCGUGCGACGUGCACAAUCCCCACGGAAAGGCAAAGAUCCUAUCAGCAGGCUUGCUCGCUUCUGGACACGGCAUGUCACUCUGACAGUUCCUCAACGAAGUAAUCGGGACCAUUUCGCCCUAGAGAGGACCCUCCUCGCAUACAUCCGCACUUCCGGAGUAAUCUCCAUGCAAGGCGUACUAAUAUCCCAACUGUUCCGUCUCCAAGAACCAGGUGACCGACUCAAAUUCUACGUCGCGGGCAAACCUUUAGCAGUGACCUGUCACUGCGUGGCUAUCCUGGUUGCGCUCAUUGGGGCUUUUCGGUUUUGGAGGCAACAGGGGGCGAUCUCGGUGGGGAGGGUUCAUGCUGGCGGGUGGGAGUUGAAUGCCGUGGGGGUUUUAUUUGGUGCGAUAUUUUUGGUGACGUUGAUCUUGUCAGUUGCGAUUAUCGUUGAGACUGAUUCGAGUCAAUCUGGAUUGGUGCAGGCGAUGGGGAGGAUAUACUCUUCAUUGUUGGAUAAAGAGGUGGAUUUGACGAUGGUCACUGGUUUAGGCCCUUGUCUGUGA
Messenger RNA from Penicillium brasilianum, 825 nucleotides. The record is from the annotation of a GenBank genome assembly. Lineage: Eukaryota; Fungi; Ascomycota; Eurotiomycetes; Eurotiales; Aspergillaceae.